AUGGAGGACAGUGAUCGGCAUCCGGAGUCAGCAGAAGAGGAGGAAGAAGUCGUAAACGCUCCUGAUCACGCCAUGGCAGGAAGUAAGAUAAUUGAGCCGUUCAAACCGGGAGCCGCGGAGGCUUGGGAUUCCUAUCUCCAACGUUUUGGUUUUGCUGCUGCCGCGCAAGGAAUCACCAACAGCGACAGGAAGAAGGCUGUUUUUCUGAGUUGCUGCGGUGCCGAAGUUUUCGAGUUGGCCCGAGGGUUGGUGGCUCCUCUCACGCUAGAAACAGCGACGCUGGCGCAGAUAACAGACCAACUUACGAGGCACCUGGCCCCAGCAGCAACUAAGACAACACGCCGCAUAGAGUUCCAUAAUAGGAGGCAGAAGGAUGGCGAAUCGGUCUCCAUGUUCCUUGCUGAGCUGAAGGUCCUGGCGAGGCAAUGUCAGUUCGUGGCUCUUGAGGAGGCGCUGCUUGACCAGUUCAUUGGCGGCCUGAGCAGUAGUAAGGCCCGCCGUCGAAUCGCUGCAAAGGAAGAGGUGGAUCUAGCAACGGCAGUGCGCGAGGCCUUAGCCACGGAGACUGCAGAGGGGGAAAAGCAGAAAACCCCACAACGAAGCACCAGGCCGGCAGCAGAAACAGCCCACGCUAUGUGCAGCCAGGAGUCCAGCCCGUCCCAGAGCCCAUCCCGCGCCGUUGGAUCCCUGGGGGCUGGUUCAUCGGGAACAAAGGGAAGAAAACUCGACUGCCCCGGUUGUGGGGGUGCGCACGAACGUCGGAAGUGCCGGUUCCGGAAUGCCACGUGCCGCAUUUGCGGAAAAAUGGGCCACAUUGCUCGGGUAUGCAGGUCGGCUACCGGGGGAACAUCAGGAUCCCCGCGAUCGUCCCGGCGACAGGAAAACUCAUCGGCACACGUUGUGGACGACUGCAACUACCUCACCGAGAUUGAGGGCAAGACUGUUCAGUUUCCUGCUCAGGGGAAGGCAUCAAUCCAGGUCAGCAUUGAGGGCCACCCUUGCCAGAUGGAGGUAGAUUCUGGGUCAGGAUUCACGAUUGUCUCCGACAAAACAGCGAGGUCGUUUUUUUUAGGGGACGCCCUCAGCCGGCUGCCACUCCAGGGAACUGGUGAUUGUGAUCCAGCACCAGCCGAACAGGUCACGAUGUUGGAAACUCUGCCAGGCGCUCCUGUGACCGCGGAAGAAGUGGCGGCCAGGACGCGAAAGGACCCCACACUCUCCCGAGUCCUCGCCUGGGUAGGGAGGGGGUGGCCCAGUGGGGGCCAAGAAGAAAAAUUCCGCCCAUUCGUAAUGCGGCAGCAUGAGUUGUCACUUCAUAAGGGGUGCAUACUGUGGGGGGACAGGGUGGUCAUUCCUAACCCACUGAGGAAUCGCAUUCUAGAGACCUUGCACAUGGGGCACCCGGGAAUGGUCAGAAUGAAAUCCCUGGCACGUUGUUAUGUGUGGUGGCCAGGGAUGGAUAAGGAAAUAGAAAUGUGGGUAAACACGUGCAAAACAUGCCAAGAGGUUCGACCUGAGGUUCCCGGGGCACCUAUUCAUUGGUGGGAACAGUCAAAGGCGCCAUGGAACCGUCUUCACAUAGAUUUCGCGGGCCCCUUUCAAGGGAAAACAUUUUUGGUUGUGGUCGACGCAUACUCGAAAUGGUUGGAGGUAGCCUUAGUUUCCAGGCCCACAUCAGCAGCCGUUAUCAAAGUUUUAAGGCGCUUGUUUGCCACGCAUGGUCUGCCAGGAACAGUGGUGUCAGACAAUGGGGCAGCAUUCGUGUCAAAUGAGUUCAGAGGGUUCCUCCGGAUAGCUCGUAUGCUAUUCUUGCAGCACGCCACACCCUGCACAGCCACUGGAAAAUCACCAGCUGAGCUGCUGUUAGGCCGAAGGUUGGUGACAGUCCUGGACUUUGUGCAUCCAGAUAGGAUGCCCUCGCGUCCUGCACGGGAGCCACCCCCACCUGAAGGGGAUAGAACGAGACACUUUAAUCCGGAGGAUCUCGUGUGGGUGAGAAAUUAUGCCACAGGUCCGAUUUGGGUUCCGGGAGUCAUUUCACGGGCCACCGGUCCCGUGUCAUAUCAUGUCACGUUAUCACAAGGUCAGGUCUGGCGCAGGCAUGUGGAUCAGCUGAGACACAGGAUACCCAGCCGGAGUGAUGCCGAGGAACCUAACGCCUCUGCAUUAAAUGGGGAGUCGCCAUCCCCGAGCCAGGUAGAGACACCUGCACUGGUUAAUGCCCCGCCAGGGCAGACAGUCGGUGCACCACCCGCUGAAAACACAGAGUUGGCGGAAGAAAAUGAGCUGGGGGAACCAUUAGCAGGGACAGGGGUAGCCAAUACACCCGAGGAGAUCCCUCAGCCGCCAAUGCCUCAGGUCACAACACCAGAGGUGAGACGAUCGGGUAGAGAUCGCAGGAAGCCACAGUUCCUGAAAGACUACGUGUGUCAUUCCCGCUAA
Molecule: messenger RNA, 2442 nt
Organism: Lacerta agilis (Sand lizard)
Lineage: Eukaryota; Metazoa; Chordata; Lepidosauria; Squamata; Lacertidae
Exons: 3
Coding region: 1-2442 (813 amino acids)
Biological process (GO): DNA integration
Molecular function (GO): nucleic acid binding; zinc ion binding
Source: RefSeq, a predicted model, not a curated record